AAGAUGGACACUGCUCAGGAGCGCAAGCCAAAAAGGCCCCACUACAUUCCCCGACCGCCUGGCAAGCCCUUCAACUACCAUUGUUUCCAGUGUCCUUUCACCUGCAACGAAAAGUCACAUCUCUUCAACCAUAUGAAAUACAACUUGUGUAAGAACUCCAUCUCUCUGAUGUCGCAGAAAAACGGGCAAACAGCCAGACAGGUCAAGGCUGCAGCAAAGGGAAGCCCUGUAAAAUCUAAGGAUUGUCCCAGCACUCUACCAGCAGUCCAUACCAACAGUCCGGAGAAAGACAGCGCUGAGGAGAACAAAGUCGAAAGCAGGGAUGACUUGGAAGAAGUAGACGUAGGGUGUGACAGCCCAGUUAAUAAUGACAGCAAGAGUAUGACAAAACCAAAUACAGUUGCAGAGAGAGAGAACAGCGAGGGCAACAAAGCCAAGUCUCUGCCGCGCCCAUCUGCCUUCUCCCCUGUCACACCCAACCGUGAUGGAACAGAAACCUUAAAGUCAUCUGUGCAGCAGUCAGAGGAUUCGCAAGCUCCUGUUCCUACUUUCAACCACCCAAGCUUCCCAUGGGGGAUUUCAUCAUCCAUUCCUUUGAAACCAUUCCCCCCUCCCAUAGUUCCUGAUUACUCUCCUUAUCUCCUGCCUGAAAGGCCCCUGUAUCCUACAUACUACCUCCCAGGAAACCACCAUGCUAAUGAGCCUAACGCUCCUUCUCUCCGGCCAGAGUUUGUGGAUCCCCAGAGGCCGGUGGUGCCGCAACCCAUUGCCCCACCUCACACCUCUCUAUUUCCCCCAUACCCAUACAGAUACUGCCACCCUCUUCACCCAGCACACCAUUUGCAUUAUAGCCUGUACAGGCCCCAUGAACUCUCCAUGCCGAUUUCAGGACCGAGGUAUCUUCCUUUAGAUUUGUACGGUCCAACCUUUGGGCCUAAGGAAUAUGACUUGUACAUGAAUUCCCGUCCCAGUAACAGCAGCAUCAACACAACUGCACAAGAGGAGAGCAACAUUAGGCAGAGUGGAGACAAGACAACCAGGUUGAGCCCUAAAGAGGGCUGUUCAGCCUUGGGGUCCCCUGACAGACCAAGUCAUGCACACAUCAUCCAGAGAGACGAAGAGAACCCACACCACAACAACCUGGGUGAGCCUGAGCCCAACCCAGAAGUAGGACACACACCUACAGAUGUUCAACCCACCAAAACUGACUCAAGCUUGCAGCAGUCAAGAACUCCACAUGAGGAUGGAGGAUCAGCUGAGAGCAGCCGAUAUUCCUCUGAGCCAUGUCCUGAAGCUCCAUCAGAACAAGAUGAUGAGGACAACAGGGAAGAUCUGGCUCCACUCAACCUCUCCACAAGAAACCAAGACAAAGAAAAAAGUCCAUCUGACCACAGACUGAGGUGCUCAGACACAGAGGACUUAAAGGAGGAAGAGUUGCCUCUGAACCUCAGUCUCCGCUCUUCUCAUGUUGAGUGUGACCUGAGCACUUCGGAGAAUCUUCAGCAGAGACCAGGCACAGAACUGGACGAAGAACCGUGUGACCAGAGGCAAACUGCGGCACUGGCACUCUGUCAGCUAGCCAUAGCAAGCUCUGCUCUCUCUCCAUGUCAAUUCAGCACAGCAGACGGGCUCUCUGUGAUCUCAGAUUCCAUAAAUGCUGUAAGUACUGGUUCUCCAGAGAAGACCAAAAACACAACCAAGGCUAAAGCAAAGGGCAUAAAAAGAACAAACAGUGGCCGGGCUGAAACCAACUGCCAUAAACCAAACAAGAGAGCAAAGAUACCAGGACGAGCUGCGAGGAGGAGGCCUCGCUGCUGCUAA
This is a messenger RNA of Scomber scombrus (Atlantic mackerel), 1821 nucleotides long. It is a transcript of the gene znf750, whose product is annotated as zinc finger protein 750. Gene Ontology annotation, molecular function: RNA polymerase II cis-regulatory region sequence-specific DNA binding; promoter-specific chromatin binding; DNA-binding transcription activator activity, RNA polymerase II-specific. Gene Ontology annotation, biological process: epidermis development; positive regulation of transcription by RNA polymerase II. The transcript is spliced from 2 exons. Gene Ontology annotation, cellular component: nucleus. The coding region runs from base 4 to 1821 and encodes 605 amino acids. Lineage: Eukaryota; Metazoa; Chordata; Actinopteri; Scombriformes; Scombridae. The record is from RefSeq and is a predicted model, not a curated record.